This is a messenger RNA of Rotaria socialis, 1557 nucleotides long. The record is from the annotation of a GenBank genome assembly. NCBI's taxonomy places the organism in Eukaryota, Metazoa, Rotifera, Eurotatoria, Philodinida, Philodinidae.
AUGGAAGAAACAUCCAAACAAAUUUCUGAAACAAAAUCAGCGAAUAUUAAUGAUCAAGAGAAACCUGAUAUAGCAAUCCAUGAUGGAAAGUGCCAAGCAAAAGUUAGCAGUUUAUCCUUUGAUCCAGAGAACUGGUCUGCUUUCCGCUCCUUAGCAUACAAUAUGGUCGACCAAUCGAUUUCAUUCAUUCAACAAAUACGACACAGACCAGUCUAUAGGGAUGUUCCAAUUCCACAGGAUGUGAGUGACUCAAUAAACGAGCCUUUACCUGAAAAACCACAAGGCCUUGAGAAAGUUUGCGAAGAUUUUACAAAACUAAUUCUUCCUUAUUCUGGUGGCAAUGUUCACCCUAGGUUUUGGGGAUGGGCCGCUGGAAAUGGCACUCCUGGAACUGUUAUCGCUCAUUUAAUGACAGCAACGAUGAAUUCGAACGCUGUAGGUGGCGCUCAGUCUUCUACGUUAGUUGAACAUCAAGUACUUAACUGGUGUCGUCAAAUCUUCAACUUUCCUGACACAUCUAGUGCUCUGAUUGUGACUGGGACGUCAAUGGCAACAAUUGUUGCCUUAACUGUUGCACGAAAUCAUGCAGUCGGAAACAAUCGUGAUGUCCGUCUUAAUGGCAUAAUCGGCGGUCCACGUCUCGUUGGAUAUGCUUCAUCAGAGACACAUUUUUGCGUCUCCAAAGCAUUCGAAUUACUUGGAUUAGGUCGCAGUGCUUUGCGUCUUAUUCCAACUGAUCCUAACUACUGUAUCAACUUGGAUCAAUUGGAAAAGGCCAUAUCUGAAGACCUUAAACUUGGUAAUGUGCCGUUUUGUGUCAUCGGUAAUGCCGGCACUGUAAAUACAGGUUCAAUUGAUGAUUUGUUUGCUCUUAAAGAAUUUGCUUUGAAAUAUAAAUUAUGGUUUCAUGUUGAUGGAGCAUUUGGCGCAUUAGCAAUUCUUGACAGUGAAAUGAAACCACGUUUAAAUGGCAUUGAACAUGCCGAUUCCUUAGCAUUCGAUUUUCAUAAAUGGUUACAUGUUCCGUUUGACGCUGGUUGCCUAUUAAUACGAAAUAGGAUACUUCAACUUGAAACGUUCUCUUCCAAUCAUAGUUAUCUGACAGCACGCGAUAUUAGUGAAGAUGAUCAUUCAUAUUACAAAUUCGGACUUGAACUGAGUCGAGGUUUCCGUGCCCUUGAUAUUUGGUUCACAUUAAAAGAGCAUGGAAUUCAACGUUUGGGACAGAAAAUUCAUGAAAAUUGUCAACAAGCUCAAUAUCUCGUAUCACUUUUAAGUCAUUAUUCGUGGAUAAGGAUUAAUACACCUGUUACUCUUAAUAUUGUUUGUUUUCGUCUUGAGCCAGAUAAUCUGGUGGAUGAAAAAAACAUUGACGAAUUAAAUUACAAUGUUGUAUCUGAUAUUCAACAAUCUGGAAUUGCUGUUCCUUCGACAGCAACACUUAAUGGUCGUUUAUAUAUACGCUGUUGCUUUAUUAAUCACCGUACUGUUGAUGAGGACUUCAAUCUUUUUGUAAAUGAGCUUAUACAAACAACACAAAAACAUUUAUCUUUAUGA